Molecule: messenger RNA, 3445 nt
Organism: Ceratina calcarata
Lineage: Eukaryota; Metazoa; Arthropoda; Insecta; Hymenoptera; Apidae
Product: transcription factor Sox-21-B
Exons: 2
Coding region: 494-1471 (325 amino acids)
Biological process (GO): neuron differentiation; negative regulation of transcription by RNA polymerase II; brain development
Cellular component (GO): nucleus
Molecular function (GO): RNA polymerase II cis-regulatory region sequence-specific DNA binding; DNA-binding transcription activator activity, RNA polymerase II-specific
Source: RefSeq, a predicted model, not a curated record
CGCUGCCACGGUGCUCUGUGCUGUCGGUGGUGUUACCUCACGUUCCCCGCCACGCUCGCGGCACGUCGAGUUUCGUCGAAUUGGACGACGAACCAGCGAGCCCUCGAUGACUCUUGGACAUUGAAGAAUGAUUCCGUGAGUGAGUGAAAGGACAAGAAGGGCAUCUUUCCGUGUGGGAAUCUGGGUGAGUGAACACUCUUGACACAAGAAGAACGAUAAGAAGAAUUUCGUUAGAACUGUCAGAUAUCGAACUGUGAUCUGAUGAUUGCAAGAAAAAUGUGAAAAUCGUUGAAUUAUACGAACGCGUGGUAUCGUUAUAGAAAAGUGUUGUGUCGCGGUAUUUCUCAAGCACAGAAUCAUGAUGCCCAAGAGUAGUGAAAAGCAGAUUUUGUUAUGCACAGAAACAUGUGAAACGAUAACUCUGAGGUAAAAAGAAUCCAAGGACAGUUUGUAGAAAUUAAUUAAAAAAGGGAUUAGAGAUAGAGUGAUCGAGAUGUCGUCGAAAACGCUUCACAACGAACAUAUCAAGCGUCCUAUGAAUGCGUUCAUGGUGUGGUCACGAGGUCAACGGCGGAAGAUGGCACAAGAAAAUCCAAAGAUGCAUAAUUCUGAGAUCUCGAAGAGGCUUGGCGCGGAAUGGAAGCUCCUCAGCGAAAGUGAGAAGCGACCUUUCAUCGAUGAGGCCAAAAGAUUAAGAGCUCUCCACAUGAAGGAGCACCCGGACUACAAGUACCGUCCUCGCAGGAAGCCGAAAUCCUUGGUGAAAAAGGAGAACAAAUUCGGCUUCUCGAUAUCGCCCCUGAUGUCCUCGGGUGAGACCCUGAGCAACAUAUCGAGAGGCUUGUUACCACCUUUGGCGCCGCCUUCUCACCACUCGCUGAUGAGCCACGAGGAUCUCAAGAUUCCCCGUUUCUUUCCACCGUUUCCCUAUCCACUCUAUCCCAUUCAACACAAGCUCGGGGAAGAGUUCAACAGCGGAAAACUAGCCGCGGACCUCGCCUUUCAAGCUCUCUACGGAGGCAGCACAUAUUAUUCGAGCCACCAAACGAUGUCUUGGCCAGGCUUGUCAACAGCCACGUGUCUUCAGCCCAACUGCGGCUGUCCGAGUUCGCCCAAGGAUCCCAAGCGGACGUACCUGCCUACGAAACUCGAAGAGAGGCCGUUCCCCAGUCCGGGAAAACCCGAGGACGACGGGUUCCCGUCGGACAGAGACUCCAGCAGAGAGGAAUCCCGUUGCAGGAAACUGGAUGAGGAUACGUUUUCGGUAUCGGCGGACAGACACCAGGAAGACAGGUCCCAGGAUCGUUUCUCUUCGUCGUCUUCAUCGUCCCCCACCGAGCAAACGGAGAAGACCGUGAACACGGCGGCAACGACAACGCCGACCACCAAAGUCGAGAGCGCAUUCUCCGUUCAGAAUCUGACGUCGUCUAGCUCGAACAACUUAGCCGGGCAUCGCAAUCACGUCAUAUGAAGGCCGCUUCCGGUUCUCCCGGACCUAAAUUUCCGGGGGAACCUGAUACCACCUGGAUGGCCUACCACCGAUUGGUGGAGGGUUCCGCCGAUGCUCUCGCCGAUUCCCCAGGCAACCGUCACGAACCUGAACGCUUCCACGAAGGAUGACGAGGUUCAGUUUCAGGAGGAGCAAAGGAACUCUGCGAUGGCCAGGUCGAGGAUUCAUAUCGGGAAUGUACAGUGAUAUAUUGAUAUGAAAAAUAAAUUAGGGGACGGUGGGUAGUCCCAUCCGAGAUUGUGCUUGGAGGUAAAAAAAAAAAAUACACGGAAAGAUACUUAAUAAUACGAAAUGUUCCGCGUCGAGUGAGGAAUUUUAGUCGGCGGUAAAGUGACUUUUGAGAGUGCUGUAAGAACGUAUGGAUGAAGAAACCAGGAAGGUUUCUUGGAUUGUUCGUAAACCUGUUGCGUUGUAUGAUAAUUCCAUGUUUUUUACGACUGUAUAUAAUGUAUCCACAAAGAUUCGAAGACCUUUGGGUUCUCGAAGAGAGUUCGGCUUGAAAGAAAUCACAGUGAAUCGAGCGUGAAUCGCGAACGCGCCUUCUCUAGAGAAAGCGUACUGGCCGAGGACUUCUCGACAGUAAAUCGUACGUUCCGACGAGAAUUCGUUAUGCGAGACCGAUGGUAGAUACCAAAGCUGAAUCGAAUCGAUAACUCGCCAUGGUCGAAAUUCUACAAAGAGGAAGAGAGAGAAAAAGAGAUGCGAAAGGGUCCCUUCUGGGCAAAGCGUGUACAGGGAUGCCAGAGAAGAGUCCAAUUUUGAUGAGAUAACCAACCCUCUCGUAGCACAUAUUACCGCACACGUGAGCCAAAGCGGUGGCCACGGGGACAGAAAAGAGCCGCCCCCGUACGAGAGGAAAAGGAGGAGAAAAAAAAACCCUCUUCUGGCGGAGGCAAAUCUCUUCUUUGGGACGCGGCCAUGCGAAAUAAGCCAAACGUUCUGAAUGCUAACGUAGAUGCGACACAGCGGACCUGCAUACGCGUUACACUACCCCCCGCCCCCGCAUCCCCCCUUAAAACCCCCUCGCGAGAUGAUUUUAUUGCGUCGCGUCGCGGUGCCCGACGUCGCGCAUCGAUAUUGUAACUAUCUACCCGAUACUUCCCGCGUCUUCCUCCUCUUUCUCGACAGUUUUUCUUUCCGUUAUUCUCUUUCACGAUUGAUAGAGAGGAUGAUUGUGACCGGGGUCUGGUAAGUCGAUGAAAUCGUUAUUAUAGUAAAUUAUACGUCUGUUCAAUUUUCGUAAAGCUUUCACGAAAGCUUGUGAUACGUGGUUAUUAAUUUCGUAGACGUUUACAUGUGUUGAUCAGGAUUUUGUUAUUCCUUUUUGUUUCGAAAGAUGCGAAUAGUGAAAAAUAAUGUGAUAACAAGCUUCUAUCCCUUUUUGUAUUGUUAUUAACAAAAAUGUUAUUGCAAAUCUGACGCAUUCGUUGCCGGCAGGGAUCGAAACGUCUAGUUUAUUUUUCUCCACGCUGAUUCCGAUUGUGUUGAACGGGACAUUUCAAGAUAAGGCAAAUUAUACGGGCGUCAACGGACAAUGGUCUCGACGCUGGUAACGAACGUGUUAAGCGGCUGGCCAGCAAUAAUAAAAGCGUUCAAUUCGUGCAAAUUGUUUGCAGACGCGUCGAUUCUGUCCGCGAAUUGUUGAAUUUGUUGUCGCCGCGAUUCUCGCAGUUUUAUAUCGCAGCUGAUCUUUCGCGCGCCGGCAUUUUCCAAAUUUUAUACACGCUUGUUUUGUUGCGCGCGUGGCGCGUAUUUUUCACACGCGGCGAAAUUUCGAUCGCGACUCACACAAAUACAUUCAUUGUACGUUGUGUAUCGACCACGACGAUCGAGCGUCACGACCGACGACACCAGAAUGGAAACUAAUUUACGCGUGCACAUUUUUCUCCCGCAUCUAGAAAUUGUAUACAGUUAACGAAGUUAAAAAAAAAAAAA